AUGAAACCCUCAGCAAUCUUCGCUCAAUCUACUCUUCUCCAUCUUAGCAGCGGUUCUUUCUCCAGCUUUGAGUCGCAAUGCGCAGAUUUCUCGCCGUCGAUCUCGAAUGCCACUGUGGCUGUGCAGGAAUACAUUGCGAGAGGCACAAAUGUAACACUAAUCGACAACGACAAGUCAUGCAACCGGAGAUUUCAAAUUGUCGAUGCCAAUUUCUGCAGAUUAGCGCUACAUGUACAGACGAGUGAGCGAUCGAGCAUAGUAGUCGAAGUAUGGAUGCCAGAGACGUGGGAGGCGGGGAGGGUGCUUGCGACUGGGAACGGGGGUGUCGAUGGAUGUAUACAAUACGAAAACCUCGCAUAUGGGAAUUCACACGGAUUUGUCACUGUUGGAGCAAACAACGGGCAUAACGGUACAUCUGGGGCUGCAUUCCUGAAUAAUUCAGAAGUAGUUAUCGACUUUGCGCAUCGAUCUUUGCACACAUCGAUUACCCUUGCCAAAGAGCUUUCGACUCAACUAUACAAUCAAAAAUACUCUAAGGCAUAUUACAUCGGGUGUUCGCUCGGUGGUAGGCAAGGCAUCGACGCAGCGGAUCGCUACCCCGAAGACUUUGACGGCGUGAUAGCGGGGAGCCCAGCAUCGGAUUUCAACAACUUGUACGCCUGGCGCGCCGGAUUCUACACCAUAACCGGGGCAAACACAUCAUCAGAUUUCAUUACUUCGCAGAAGUGGAUCGCUAUCCAUGAUGAAGUGCUCCGCCAGUGCGACAGAAUCGAUGGUGUGCAAGAUGGUAUUCUCGAAGAUCCAAGUCUCUGCGAUUUCCGACCAGAAGUCCUACUUUGCGAUGGGGCCACUCAAAAUACAACGAAAUGUCUGACGGUUUCACAACUCGAAAUAGUGAAGAAGAUAUACAGUCCUCUAGUUGACGACAAUGGUGACAUGCUAUAUCCAGGCAUGCAACCUGGCAGCGAGCUUCGCGCGAACACAGGACUUUACGCUGGGAACCCCUGGCAACCUUCUGUCGAUUGGUACCGCUACGUUCUCCUCAGCGAUCCAAGCUGGGAUCCUGCAACAUUCAACACUGCCAUGGCAGUUCUUGCAGACACUAUCAAUCCAGCGGAUAUUCGCACGUUCCCUACUUCUUUGGCACCAUUCAAAGCAAAAGAAGGGAAGUUGAUAAUGUAUCACGGACUGCAAGAUCAACAGAUCACUUCUUUCCAAAGUACGCGGUUUUAUGAGCAUCUUGCGCGUGGUAUGAACGCUACUUCAUCUUCUUUGGAUGAGUUCUACCGGUUUUUCAAGAUCUCGGGGAUGUUUCAUUGUAACUCGGGGCCGGGGGCAUGGACAUUUGGGCAAGGUGGCGGAGCGUCGGCAGCAGGUGUAGGUUUCGAGCGUGAAAGCAAUGUUCUGAGGGCUAUGGUAGAGUGGGUUGAGGGGGGUGUGCCACCUGAAACGAUAACGGGGACCAAGUUUGUGGACGAUGAUGCUGAUAAAGGGAUUUUUAUGGAGAAAAAGCAUUGCAGGUAUCCCUUGACAAAUGUUUAUCUCGGUGGAAAUGCGGGUGAGGCAGCUGCUUGGGAGUGUCAAAUGGUGUAG
Molecule: messenger RNA, 1593 nt
Organism: Periconia digitata
Lineage: Eukaryota; Fungi; Ascomycota; Dothideomycetes; Pleosporales; Periconiaceae
Source: the annotation of a GenBank genome assembly